GUUCGAUGGAGAGCAAGAGAGGGAGGGCAAGUGAGUGAGUGAGUGAUAGAGCGAGAGAGAGAGAGAAGGAGGGAGAGAGAGGGAGGUGCUGCAUCAGCUCGGCACACACAGGACGCAGCAACAUCAGCAGCCUCGUCUUAGAGGUCUAUUGUUCCCUGUUUUCAUUACGGACAGACCUCGUUGUCCCUCGCUGACCUAGCCACCCCAGAGAGAGAGAGAGAGAGGAGGAGAACCCUUCAUUCACCCAGGAUUACUUCUUCUUAGAGGAACGGACGGAACAACCCUCGUGUGAGAAAGGGACAAAAGCAAAGGGAGCAGAGUACACUUCGCCGCUGCGUCUGCCCGCCUCCUCAGCGUGUUUUUCUGUCUCCGUUGUGUUGCCUUCUCCACUCUUUUUCUAUUUGGUUUUCUGUAAUUGUGUGGAUUUUAUCCCCGCGGUCCCCCUGCGAGAGCCAUGGGGUUGCCCGGUGGAGUGAAGGGGAUGCUGGGUGUGUGGAGGGAGUUACUUCCCUCUCACUGGAGGCUGGUGCUGGUCCUCUUCUGGAUCUCUGGAGCCACAGAGGCACAAACUGCAGCCGACACCAAACCAACUGUCUACGUCUGGCAAACAGGUCCAUGGGGCCGGUGUAUGGGCAGCGAGUGUGGCCCAGGGGGCAGCCAGAGCCGGGCAGUGUGGUGCGCCCACUCUGAAGGCUGGACCACUCUUCACACCAACUGUGACCAGGCAGAGCGCCCGGAGAACCAGCAGAGCUGCUUCCACGUAUGUGACUGGCACAAAGACCUGUACGACUGGCAGUUGGGCGCCUGGAACCAGUGUGUGCCCGUGUCCAUGCGGAGCACUGGGGCACUCCAGCGGCCAGCCGUAUGUACCCGCGGCGAGGAGGGCAUCCAGACACGCGAGGUGGGCUGCGUCCAGAAAGCAGAUGGCGUGCCCGCGGAGGAUGCAGCGAUUUGUGAAUAUUUUGAGCCCAAGCCCAGGCUGGAGCAGGCCUGUCUGAUCCCGUGCCCGCGGGACUGUGUGGUCUCCCAGUUCACCCCAUGGACUUCCUGUUCGAAAACGUGCGGCAUGGGUCUUCAGAAUCGUGUCCGUUUUGUCCUGGCGCCGCCUCUGUUCGGGGGCUCGGCCUGCCCUAACCUGACAGAGUUCCAGACGUGUCAGCCAGGUCCCUGCGUUGGCCCAGAGAGUCUCUAUAGUCUAAGGGUGGGGUCCUGGGGUCCCUGCUCUGUACCCCUCCCUCGCACGGCCAGGCAGGCUCCCACCCUUACUCACGGUAAAGAUGUGGCUCUCCCUCGCCGGCUUCGCAAGGGCAGAGAGGGUAAAGAGGGUAAAGAGGGCAGCGAGGUUCCCACCCCACGCCAGCCUCGACUGAGCAAAGAAGAAAGGAUGAAAAGAAAGGAGGAAAGAAAGGAGGGUAGAAAAGGAAGACAGGCAGCCAAAGAAGGACGCAGGAAGAACAAGGAAAGAGUCAAGGAGAGGGUGAGGGAGCGGGUGAGGGCGAGGGGGAGGGUGAAAGACCCAGAGACCAAAGAGCUGAUAAAAAAUAAGAGGACCAGGAACAGACAGAACCGACAGGGAGGGAAGUUCUGGGACCUGCAGGUUGGUUACCAGACCCGGGAGGUGACCUGUGUUCACAGGAGCGGCAACACUGACGCACUGAGCCUGUGUUCUCGGGAGUCCCUACCAGUGACAUACCAGGCCUGCGUACUGGCCAAGGACUGUGAGGUGAGCGACUGGACCGACUGGUCGCCCUGCUCCAAGGACUGCUACGAGCUCAACGGGCCCACGGGUGAGCGCACACGCACACGCCGGGUACACCAGUUCCCGGUGGGAGAAGGGGAGGAGUGCCCCGAACUGGAGGAGAAGGAACCCUGCACCCCUCAGGGAGAAGGGGUACCCCCCUGCAUUGCGUACAACUGGAAGACAACGGAGUGGACCGAGUGCAGGGUGGAUAUGUUGCUAAGCCAACAGGACCGUCGUCGUGGUAACCUAACUGGGCUGUGCGGGGGCGGAGUCCAGAACCAUGAGGUGUAUUGUGUCCAGGCAACCAGUGCCGACCCUGCCUCAAGCUCUCUCAAUAGCAAGGAAGCCUCCAGGCCUGUUGAUGGUGACCUGUGCCUCAGCCCGCCCCCCAACACCACCCAGCUGUGCCACAUCCCCUGUCCUGUGGAGUGUGACGUGUCCUCCUGGGGUGCCUGGGGACCCUGCACCUUUGAAAACUGCCUGGACACAGCUGCCAAGAAAGGGUUCAAACUGAGGAAGAGGAGUAUCGUCAACGAGCCCACCGUAGGAACAGGAAGCUGCCCUCACCUGGUGGAGGCCAUACCAUGUGACGAGCCCAGCUGCUAUGAUUGGCUGCUGGUGAAGCUGGAUGAGUGUAUCCCGGACAACGAGAGAGAGUGUGGACCAGGCACCCAGAUACCACAAGUCCAGUGUGUCAACGGUGAUGGUGAGUAUGUGGACCGCCAGUUAUGCCGUGAUGCCAUCCUGCCCAUGCCCAUCAUCUGUGAGGUGCCUUGCCCCAUGGACUGUGUCCUCAGUCCCUGGACCACCUGGUCCCUGUGCUCACACACCUGCUCCGGGAAGAACACAGAGGGAAGGCAGAUGAGAGCACGCUCUGUACUGGCCUACAGCGCAGGGGAAGGCGGGGUCCAGUGCCCCAACAGCAGUGCUCUCCAGGAGGUGCGGAGUUGCAACGACCACCCUUGUACUGUGUACCACUGGCAGACAGGACCCUGGGGACAGUGUAUCGAGGACACCUCGGUCCCCUCUGCCAACUCCACAGGGGCUCGGGCCGGAGUUGGGGGAGGGGACUCCUCAUGCUCUGUGGGGAUGCAGACACGGAAGGUCAUCUGUGUACGGGUCAAUGUGGGACAGGUGCCACCCAAAAAGUGUCCGGAGAGUAUUCGUCCUGAGACAGUCAGGCCUUGCCUCCUGCCAUGUAAAAGAGACUGCAGCGUCACCCCCUACAGCGACUGGAGCGCCUGCCCUGCCACAUGCAAAGCAGGCGGCAACGCGAAAAGGAAACAGAACAGGAAACGCAUCAUCAUCCAGCUGCCGGCCAAUGGGGGACAGGACUGUCCGGAGGUGUUGGCUCAGGAGAGAGACUGUGAGGUGCCGUCUGUCUGUCUGGGAUACAGGUGGAAGACACACAAGUGGCGGCGAUGCCAGUUGGUUCCCUGGUCCGUGCGUCAGGACAGUCCUGGAGCUGUGGAGACCUGUGGGCCUGGGCUGCAGGCUAGAGCUGUCUCAUGUCGGAAGCAAGAUGGGGGUCAAGCGGACAUGGGAGCAUGUCUGAAGUUUGCCAGCUCCAUGCCCUCUCUGACCCAGCCCUGCCAGCUCCCAUGCCAGGACGACUGCCAGCUAACCACCUGGUCCAAGUUCUCUUCCUGUACACAGGACUGUGUGGGCGUCAAGACCCGCAAGAGGAUGCUAGUGGGAAAGAGCAAAAAGCAAGACCAGUGUAAGAACAACCAGGUCUACCCCCUCAGUGAGAUCCAGUACUGCCCCUGUAACAAGUACAACGCCCAGCCCGUGGGGAACUGGUCGGACUGCAUCCUGCCUGAGGGUGGGCGCGUGGAGGGCCAGCUGGGCAUGAAGGUCCAAGGGGACAUCAAGGAGUGUGGCCAGGGCUACCGCUACCAGGCCAUGGUGUGUUACGACCAGGACAACAGGCUGGUGGAGACGUCACGGUGCAACAGCCACGGGUAUAUUGAGGAGGCUUGCAUCAUCCCCUGUCCGUCUGACUGCAAGCUCAGUGAGUGGUCAAACUGGUCACGAUGCAGCAAGUCCUGCGGCAGCGGGGUCAAAGUGCGUUCCAAGUGGCUGAGGGAGAAGCCUUACAACGGUGGUCGACCGUGCCCCAAACUGGACCAUGUCAACCAGGCUCAGGUGUAUGAGGUGGUGCCCUGUCUCAGUGACUGUGGUCAGUAUGUGUGGGUGGCUGAGCCCUGGAGUGUCUGGAAGGUCAGCAACGUGGACCUGAAGGAGAACUGUGGAGAAGGAGUGCAGACCAGAAAAGUCAGGUGUAUGCAGAACACUAUCGAUGGGCCGUCGGACCCUGUGGAGGAUUACCUGUGUGACCCAGAGGAGAUGCCUCUAGGGGCCAGAGACCGCCAGCUGCCCUGCCCUGAGGACUGUGUCCUGUCUGACUGGGGGGCCUGGAGCCGCUGCUCACUGCCAUGCAACAAAAUCAGCACUCGGGAGAGGACAACAUACCCCGUUCGUCAACCUGGAGACGGAAAGCUGUGCCCCAACACCACGGAGACAGAGCCCUGCAGCCUCAACAGCAACUGCUAUCACUACUCCUAUAACAUCACCGAUUGGAGCACCUGUCAGCUGAGUGAGAGAGCUGUGUGUGGUAUCGGCAUGAAGACACGCAUGCUGGACUGUGUACGAAGCGACGGCAAGUCUGUCGACCUCAAGUUCUGUGAAGAGCUGGGGCUGGACAGGAAGUGGCAGAUGAACGCUUCCUGUGUGGUGGAGUGUCCCGUCAACUGCCAGCUAUCUGAUUGGUCACCCUGGUCCGAGUGCACACAAACCUGUGGACUAGCAGGGAAGCUGUGGCGCAGGAGAACGGUGCUCCAGGUGCACCAGGGUGAUGGGCGACCCUGCCCCCCUCAGAGGGAACAGUGGAAGCCUUGCCCCGUCAGACCCUGCUACCAAUGGAGAUACAGCUCCUGGUCCGAAUGCAAGUCUGAGGGUGCAAGGUGCGGAGAGGGGCUGCGGUUCCGUAACGUGUCCUGCUUUGUGUCGGACGGGUCUGGCCAGGGAGAGGGCAGUCUGGUGGAUGAUGAGCUGUGUGGAAACCUUGAGCCCUCGGUAGACGGCGACAAACAGAUCACCCUGGAAGAACCCUGUACCUCGCCCUGUCCAGGUGACUGCUACCUGACUGACUGGACAGUGUGGAGCCCGUGUCAGCUGAGCUGUGUCAGUGGAGAUGACCUGGGUUUCGGCUCGGUGCAGGUCAGAUCCAGAGCCGUGCUGGCCCAGGAGCCAGAGAACCUACUGCAGUGUCCAGAACAGGAGUGGGAGGCCCGGCCCUGCACUGAGGGCCAGUGUUAUGAGUACAAGUGGAUGACAGGAGCGUGGAGAAGCUCCUCUCGACUGGUCUGGUGUCAGAGAUCUGAUGGAUUAAAUGUCACAGGUGGCUGCCCUAUGACGGCCCAGCCCUUGGCAGACCGAUCAUGUGAUCCAGCCUGCAACAAACCGCGCUCCUACUGCACAGAGGCGGGUGUGUGUGGUUGUGAUGAGGGCUACACGGAGGUGAUGACAUCAGACGGCCUGCUGGACCAGUGUACGGUGAUCCCUGUGUUAGAGAUCCCCACGGCAGGGGACAACAGGGCUGAUGUGAAGACCAUCAGGGCGGUCAGCCCCACACAGCCCUCCAACAGCCUGCCUGGCCGAGCUGGACGCACCUGGUUCCUACAGCCCUUCGGACCAGAUGGUAAACUGAAGACAUGGGUCUACGGUGUGGCAGCUGGAGCUUUUGUUCUACUCAUAUUUAUAGUCUCCAUGACCUUCCUAGCCUGUAAAAAGCCAAAGAAACCCCAGAGAAGACAGAUGUAUAACAACCGGCUCAAGCCCCUGACCCUGGCCUAUGACGGAGACGCUGACAUGUGAACCUCCUAAUCUACCUGUGGGAGAAUCAUUUUACACUGACGUCAUGGAGACUGUCGUCGUGGGAACAGACAGAUGGGUUGUCAUGGAGACCCACCUUUGACCGUUCUUCUCAGGCUACCAGUGGGCGUGGCUUAUUAAGAUAUCUGGAACUCUGGGAAGAUAACAAAAAAAAGAAGAAAAAGAAGUCAGACAGAAAUCGAACCAUGUUUGUUCAUUAGUAGCCUAGAAUUUUCCUCCCUCAAUAUUUUUGAUUUAUUUAAUUUUUGUAUAAUUUGUUUCACAAGAGCCUUCACAAACUCUAUUUCUUCUUAAGGAAGUCUGCCUUUGCUUAUCUGCCAUUUACUACUUUUUCUGUCAAAUAAAAAUGCCUUUUGAAACAAAGGUUGUUGGAGAGGGCCCUGAAAAAACACAAUGAUUUUUGCUGCAAAAGCAUAAGUCCCUCCUUUGCUACAGGUGCUCUGUUAAAAAUGAAAUGAGAAACACUCAACGCUUUUUUUUACAUUUUCCUGGAGAAAAUCGCUGCCUCUCUAUUUUUGUUCUGGACUGGAUCCUUUUACCUAGAAAAUAAAACAAGAAGAAAGUGUCCUAAUCUUGCAGAAAUGCUGUCAACCUUUGUAGGAAAUCUCUUUCUGCUUCUCCUUUUCUCUUCUGUUUUCAGGCGCAAUAUUGCACUAUAUUAGUGCAGCAUGAUACUUAUGUCUAGGAAGCUGCCUCUCUCAAUACAAGAUGAUGUACAGUCUUGUGCUAGAAAUGUAAAAAAGUAGACAUUUUUUUCAAAAACAAAAACUCACCAACGUUUGUUAAGAAUAUUUUGCUUAUUUUGCUUCUUGUAUGUGAUAUGAUGACGGGACGGACGAUGCCAUGUAAAUAUCCUUUAUUUUGUGGGCACCACUUUUCCUUUGUAGUAGUAUCUGUUUCCAGCUGCGCUUAACUGAGCCUGGCGCAAUGGAGCCAUUGGAAUAGUCAUAAAAAUGCAAAACCGCCCAUCUGCCACUCCAGGCUCAAUUAAAUGCUCAAAGUAUUGGAAAGAAAAGAAAUACUGAACCCAGCUCUGAACAUGUCUCAUUGUCUGACUGACUGACUGACUGACUGACUGACUGACUGACUGACUGACUGACUGACUGACUUUAUGUUUGUCUCCUGUUGGUUUCUCUGCCUGACUGACUGACUUUAUGUUUGUCUCCUGUUGGUUUCUCUGACUGACUGACUUUAUGUUUGUCUCCUGUUGGUUUCUCUGCCUGACUGACUGACUUUAUGUUUGUCUCCUGUUGGUUUCUCUGACUGACUGACUUUAUGUUUGUCUCCUGUUGGUUUCUCUGCCUGACUGACUGACUUUAUGUUUGUCUCCUGUUGGUUUCUCUGACUGACUGACUGACUUUAUGUUUGUCUCCUGUUGGUUUCUCUGCAUGACUGACUGACUUUAUGUUUGUCUCCUGUUGGUUUCUCUGCCUGACUGACUGACUUUAUGUUUGUCUCCUGUUGGUUUCUCUGCCUGACUGACUGACUAUAUGUUUGUCUCCUGUUGGUUUCUCUGCCUGACUGACUGACUUUAUGUUUGUCUCCUGUUGGUUUCUCUGCCUGACUGACUGACUUUAUGUUUGUCUCCUGUUGGUUUCUCUGACUGACUGACUUUAUGUUUGUCUCCUGUUGGUUUCUCUGCCUGACUGACUGACUUUAUGUUUGUCUCCUGUUGGUUUCUCUGCCUGACUGACUGACUUUAUGUUUGUCUCCUGUUGGUUUCUCUGCCUGACUGACUGACUUUAUGUUUGUCUCCUGUUGGUUUCUCUGCCUGACUGACUGACUAUAUGUUUGUCUCCUGUUGGUUUCUCUGCCUGACUGACUGACUUUAUGUUUGUCUCCUGUUGGUUUCUCUGCCUGACUGACUGACUUUAUGUUUGUCUCCUGUUGGUUUCUCUGACUGACUGACUUUAUGUUUGUCUCCUGUUGGUUUCUCUGCCUGACUGACUGACUUUAUGUUUGUCUCCUGUUGGUUUCUCUGCCUGACUGACUGACUUUAUGUUUGUCUCCUGUUGGUUUCUCUGCCUGACUGACUGACUAUAUGUUUGUCUCCUGUUGGUUUCUCUGCCUGACUGACUGACUUUAUGUUUGUCUCCUGUUGGUUUCUCUGCCUGACUGACUGACUUUAUGUUUGUCUCCUGUUGGUUUCUCUGCCUGACUGACUAUAUGUUUGUCUCCUGUUGGUUUCUCUGCCUGACUGACUUUAUGUUUGUCUCCUGUUGGUUUCUCUGCCUGACUGACUGACUUUAUGUUUGUCUCCUGUUGGUUUCUCUGCCUGACUGACUAUAUGUUUGUCUCCUGUUGGUUUCUCUGCCUGACUGACUGACUUUAUGUUUGUCUCCUGUUGGUUUCUCUGACUGACUGACUUUAUGUUUGUCUCCUGUUGGUUUCUCUGCCUGACUGACUGACUUUAUGUUUGUCUCCUGUUGGUUUCUCUGACUGACUGACUGACUUUAUGUUUGUCUCCUGUUGGUUUCUCUGCCUGACUGACUGACUUUAUGUUUGUCUCCUGUUGGUUUCUCUGCAUGACUGACUGACUUUAUGUUUGUCUCCUGUUGGUUUCUCUGACUGACUGACUUUAUGUUUGUCUCCUGUUGGUUUCUCUGACUGACUGACUUUAUGUUUGUCUCCUGUUGGUUUCUCUGCCUGACUGACUGACUUUAUGUUUGUCUCCUGUUGGUUUCUCUGCCUGACUGACUUUAUGUUUGUCUCCUGUUGGUUUCUCUGACUGACUGACUUUAUGUUUGUCUCCUGUUGGUUUCUCUGACUGACUGACUUUAUGUUUGUCUCCUGUUGGUUUCUCUGACUGACUGACUGACUUUAUGUUUGUCUCCUGUUGGUUUCUCUGACUGACUGACUGACUUUAUGUUUGUCUCCUGUUGGUUUCUCUGACUGACUGACUUUAUGUUUGUCUCCUGUUGGUUUCUCUGCCUGACUGACUGACUUUAUGUUUGUCUCCUGUUGGUUUCUCUGCCUGACUGACUUUAUGUUUGUCUCCUGUUGGUUUCUCUGCCUGACUGACUAUAUGUUUGUCUCCUGUUGGUUUCUCUGACUGACUGACUUUAUAUUUGUCUCCUGUUGGUUUCUCUGACUGACUGACUUUAUGUUUGUCUCCUGUUGGUUUCUCUGCCUGACUGACUAUAUGUUUGUCUCCUGUUGGUUUCUCUGACUGACUGACUUUAUGUUUGUCUCCUGUUGGUUUCUCUGCCUGACUGACUAUAUGUUUGUCUCCUGUUGGUUUCUCUGACUGACUGACUUUAUGUUUGUCUCCUGUUGGUUUCUCUGACUGACUGAUUAUAUGUUUGUCUCCUGUUGGUUUCUCUGCCUGACUGACUGACUUUAUGUUUGUCUCCUGUUGGUUUCUCUGCCUGACUGACUUUAUGUUUGUCUCCUGUUGGUUUCUCUGACUGACUGACUUUAUGUUUGUCUCCUGUUGGUUUCUCUGCCUGACUGACUGAUUAUAUGUUUGUCUCCUGUUGGUUUCUCUGCCUGACUGACUGACUUUAUGUUUGUCUCCUGUUGGUUUCUCUGCCUGACUGACUUUAUGUUUGUCUCCUGUCGGUUUCUCUGCCUGACUGACUGACUUUAUGUUUGUCUCCUGUUGGUUUCUCUGACUGACUGACUAUAUGUUUGUCUCCUGUUGGUUUCUCUGACUGACUGACUAUAUGUUUGUCUCCUGUUGGUUUCUCUGCCUGACUGACUGACUUUAUGUUUGUCUCCUGUUGGUUUCUCUGACUGACUGACUAUAUGUUUGUCUCCUGUUGGUUUCUCUGACUGACUGACUAUAUGUUUGUCUCCUGUUGGUUUCUCUGCCUGACUGACUGACUUUAUGUUUGUCUCCUGUUGGUUUCUCUGCCUGACUGACUUUAUGUUUGUCUCCUGUUGGUUUCUCUGCCUGACUGACUGACUUUAUGUUUGUCUCCUGUUGGUUUCUCUGACUGUUGAAGGCUUAUUAUGGUUAAUCAUUGUUUUUCCAUUUAAUUUAUUGUCUUAAUUCAUCUCAAAGUGCACUGCAGGGAAUCCGGAUUCCGCAUGGCAGAAAAAUCACAUUGCUCACACCAUAAAGAAGCAGAUUAAAGGAGCUGUUGGAUGUUUAUUGAGAGAAACACAGCAGCAAUUCUAUUUGAUGAUGCUAUUGAAAGGGUGCAUUUUCACAGUGCAAGAGCAAUGUGAUUCCUUUUUCCUACUGCGAGUUUGAUUGAAUAUGGUCUUAGUUGUUAAGACAGACAGAAGGGUGUGACUGGGUUUGUUCACAACGUCUUCUUUACCUUCUGUUACAUCAGAAGAGAGAGGGUUCUCUUUAUAUCUUGGUCUAAUAUCUACUGCUGUGUAACAUCGCCAAUCCUAACUAGAACAGCCUACUUGUAUCCAAACUACUUAGGCGUAUUGCUAUAUACAUAUCAUACGUGAUCUCUCAAUGCUGUUCAUAUUCAGUGUGGCUGUUACAUCGGUUGAGAGAUGAGUGUGACUACAAUGUCUACAAUAAUCACUCACACACACUUAUGCUUUGUUCUUUCUCCCUGCCUUGGUGCUAUUCUAUGAUGGGUUAUGUAUUGCAAAAGCUAGAUAGAAUGUAGCCUAGGUAGCCAUAAUAACACUCCAAGGAAUUCCAAGGAACAAAUGCACCAAGGUCCUAGAUGUAGCUCAAGCUUCUCAUGCUAAUGAUGCAAUGACAUAUCCGAAGAGUCAGAGUCAGAGUCCUCUGUCUGAAAACAGGUUAUAUGCAUAAUAUUGACUAUGGCGGACUAGCAGUUGGUAGUGCAGACUGUUUAUUCAAUGGUAUAGAUGGACAAACCUCAUGUAAAGUAAAUUAAUCUGUUACAACCGUUCUAUUCCCCAGAAAACAAAGAGGGUAUUGAAUUGUGGUGGUAGAGACAGAUGGACAUACAGACAGACAGAAACAUCAUUGAUCAUUUUGAGGAGUCUGUUGCCAGCUGGUCAAAGGAAUGUUCACUUUUUUAAAUGAGUUGUAAAUAAAUGACUGCAUAAUGUUUUUAUUUAAUAAUUAUUUAUGUAUUAUAUAUAAAUAUGUUAAUUUCUUUUUUAUUGCGCCGUGUUAAGUAAAAACCUCUCGAAGUGUGUGUGCGUGCGUGCGUGCGUGCGUGUGUGUGUGCAUGUGUGUUUCUGCCUAUGUGUGUGUAACGUUAAUGAUCUUUGCUAAAGCGAUACUGAUGAUUACCUUGUUAAAACAAAGUUGCAGAGCUCUGUCCUUUUCCUACAGGUUGUUUAUAUGUAUCUGACCAGUUGCUGAUAAUAAAUAAGAAAAACA
Salvelinus fontinalis (brook trout) is the source of this 10907-nucleotide messenger RNA. RefSeq names its product thrombospondin type-1 domain-containing protein 7A-like. The record is from RefSeq and is a predicted model, not a curated record. Gene Ontology annotation, biological process: actin cytoskeleton organization. Gene Ontology annotation, cellular component: plasma membrane. The transcript is spliced from 28 exons. NCBI's taxonomy places the organism in Eukaryota, Metazoa, Chordata, Actinopteri, Salmoniformes, Salmonidae. Bases 455 to 5620 code for a protein of 1721 amino acids.